AAUAGAUAUGAGAAUCAGUCAGUUGUUUUUUUAAAUGAAUGGUAUACAAAAGUUAGAUGGGAUGAUAUUGUGAAUUAUUUGAAUGAUACUCCAGAGGAAGUAGAAGUUAAAUGUAAAGGAUUUAAACCUUUUCUUGCAAAAUAUAUAUUUAUGACCUCACGAAGAUCUCUAGAAGAAUCAUUUAAUUUUGGUCAACGUAAUAAGAGUGAGGAUGAAGUACAUAGAGAUUGGGAAUUGAUAUUUCAUAGAGGUUCUGUGAAUGAGUUUAGGAACAUGAUCUGGGAUUUAAAAUAUGAUAAAGAAGAAUAUACAACUGAAGAAUUAACAGAAGUUGUCAAAGAUUUGAACAAGGAUGAGGAUGGAGAGAUCGUAAUUAAGAAUAAUCAAGUAUAUUGGAGACAUCAUUUUUCUGAGUUUAAAAAGAGAUACUUACAAGAUUAUUCAAGAUGUAAAGAAUUGUCUGAUUACAAGCAAGAA
Messenger RNA from Scutellospora calospora, 477 nucleotides. The record is from the annotation of a GenBank genome assembly. Lineage: Eukaryota; Fungi; Glomeromycota; Glomeromycetes; Diversisporales; Gigasporaceae.